This is a messenger RNA of Wallemia ichthyophaga EXF-994, 2910 nucleotides long. Its product is annotated as Cytochrome 3A9. Gene Ontology annotation, molecular function: heme binding; iron ion binding; monooxygenase activity. The transcript is spliced from 4 exons. The record is from RefSeq and is a predicted model, not a curated record. Lineage: Eukaryota; Fungi; Basidiomycota; Wallemiomycetes; Wallemiales; Wallemiaceae. Bases 1 to 2910 code for a protein of 969 amino acids.
AUGAGUAAUGACUUGAUUAUUCUAUUCGUUUUAAUUUUGGCAUGCCUAUUAGCCUACAGACUAACCACAAACAAAUCAAACGUACACAAAUUCACGCGUAUUAACAAUAGCCACCUAAUCUUUGGCAACUUCUUAGAGGCUUUAGGAAUGUUUGACAAAAAAUUCCCAGAAUGGACUGAAAUAUACGGUCCAACUUUCAUAUUCGAAACUUUAUUUCGCAAACAACAUGUACACACGAUCGACCCACUCGCUCUGGAUCACAUCCUCAGAAAGCGCAGUUACUCAUAUCCGAAAACGGUUGGUUUGAGGAAGUCUCUUGAUUCAGUGAUUGGUUUCGGUGGAAUGAUAUCAUCUGAAGGCGAUUAUCAUAAACGCCUAAAGAAGUUGAUGACUAGCCCACUGAAUAGCCCCACCAAUUUGGAAUCAUUCAUCCCUCUGAUGAAGAGUAAGGGAGAUCAGCUAGUCAAAGUUAUCGAAAAGCUCAUCGGUAAUGAGAAGAUUAAAGAAUUAGAUAUUCUGCCGCUAAUCGAAGAACUGGCUGGCGAUAUUGUUGGUCUUACAUUAUUCAGACUAGACCUCGGCUUAUUACCAAACACUAAUGAUAUCCAUGCUAAGAAUACCUCAAAUAUCGCUAAAGCUGUUGAACACCUCUCAGACAGCAAAGGUGACGCUAGUCUGGCAUUCUUUUUACAAUUCGUUAUCCCAAUAACUGGUUCAUUGCCAACAUCUACACAAAGACUGAAUAAAAAGCACCUUAGUGAAUUUAAAAAGACUGCUGAAAUACUCUAUCACAACAAACUUGAAAGUUUGCAAGAAUCAAAGGAGAUUGGUGAAGAUUUGAACACAGAAAACGAUAUCCUGACACUCCUCAUCGAUGCAAACUUGAAGCAGGUGAAAAGUGAACAAUUUACUAAGGAUCAGAUUAUAUCACAAAUCACUACGUUUAUUAUAGCAGGCAUAGAUACAACUACCGUCACGCUCAAUUGGAUAUUAUACGCUUUAUCUACCAAUCAAUCAACACAAUCAAAGUUAAGACAUGAGAUUGAGACUGCCAACAUCAAACAUGAUCCAAGCCCAACACUCAAUAGCAUCAACUCCUUAGAUUAUUUAGAUGCAGUAGUCAAAGAAGGACUGAGAUUGUAUGCGGCAGUUCCAAACACGAUUAGAGAGGCGAGUCAGGAUGAUGUCAUCCCACUCAAGUACCCGAUCAAAGAUAGAAAGACAGGAGAACUGAUGGAUAAGAUAAUAGUAAACAAGGGUCAGCAGAUACUGAUUCCUAUACAUUCCUACAACAAGUCAUCGUACAACUUCGAUGACGGAUACGUUUUCAAACCAGAGAGGUGGAUUGAGAAUCCCAAUCAGCCAAUUUUGACAUUCUUGGAUGGUACUAGAAUGUGUAUCGGUGCCAAAUUGGCUUUAUUAGAGAUUAAACUUACGCUUAUACACUUGAUCACUUCUUUUCACUUCGAUUUCGAUGAUGCUUAUGAAGUAGAGGCAAGAGGUAGAGUCACACUCCAUCCAUCUGUAAAGGAGUCUAUUCUCAGAGAACCUUUAUUACACACUAUCGAUAAGUCAGCACUUAAUCACGUUCUCCAGAGGAACUCGCACAAUUAUACCAAACCCCAGGCAGUCCAAAACGUGAUGCGGAAAGUAUUCGGACGUGAUGGUAUAUUUAUCUCAGAAGGUUCUCAGCACAAAAAGCUACGCAAAUUAAUGACGCCGUCUUUCUUCACUGCUAGCAAUCUCCAGAACUUCAUUCCAAUCAUUCAACAGAAGUCUGCGGAAUUGGUUGAUGUUUUCGGCAAAAAAGAUACUGUGCAGUUUGACGUGCUACAAGACUUUAAAAAUGUCUCUACUGAUAUUGUCGGCAUGAUUGGCUUCGGUUUCUCAUUCGAUCUGUUAAACCCUAUCAAAAAACGUGAUCAGCGUCAAAUAGAGUUGCAUCAAGCGUUACAACACGUUAUCGCAUCUGCUGGUUCAUCAUCUCUAUUCACGUCCUUAUCACUAUUCAUAUCUUCAAUGAAGAUAAUUCCAACAAAAAGUUUUAAGCUUUUGAAAGAAGCUAUGGCUUUGUUCGAGCAAGUUGGUUUGGAUCUUAUGAAAGGGAGGAAAGAAGUAGAGAAAGAGAAUGAGGAGAUCGGUGAAGGCUCAUUCCAAGGCAAAGAUGUGCUAUCCCUACUUAUGAAAUCGAAUCUCAGACCUGAACUCAACCCAAGCGAUAGACUGAGUACUUCAGAGGUCGUUUCGCAGAUUGCAACUUUUUUGGUCGCCGGUACUGAUACAACGUCGAACGCUAUGGCUUAUAUGCUUCACUCGUUAGCUUCAAAUAAACGAGUGCAAGAUAAAUUACGCAGCGAGAUAAUCGAGCACGCACUAAAUAUGAAUGAAUCAACCUCGCUUAAUGACGUCAAUUCACUUCCAUAUCUCGAUAUGGUGAUUAAGGAGACACUCAGACUGAACGCACCUGUUCCCCUCACUAUCAGACAAGCUACAAAUGCUGAUGUCAUACCCCUAGCUCAUCCAGUGAAGGAUACAAAGACAGGUGAUAUGAUUUCACAGAUAGUGGUUAAGCCUGGACAGAAGGUCGUGAUCGGAAUACACUCAUACAACAAAUCUAACUUGAUGUGGGACAAGCCGCUCGAGUAUAUUCCAGAGCGGUACGAAAAUGACACCCACAGCCCACCUUAUCUAUCUUUCAUCGACGGUCAGAGAGUGUGUAUCGGAUAUAAAGUAGCGAUACUUGAAAUGAAGAUCACUGCUAUCAACUUAAUCAAGAACUUUACCUUCUCACUCCCUGAUCCACCGCACAACAUCGUGAAAACCGGUAGAAUGGUUCAUACACCGUGGAUUCGCGAGCGCAUGGAUCUAGGCACUAGGCUAGAGCUGCAAGUGAAUGAAUACAAGCUCUAG